UACGCGAAAUACCAACCUCAAAGCAUGAAAUGUACAACGUGAUGUGUUUGCAUUUUGUUACAAUGUGAAAUUUUGUUGUAUAAAUUUUUGUUGAAUCGAGAAAUAAAAAGAAAUAUCAUCAAGAAGGAACACCGUCGUUAAAGUUAAUUAAGAUAUCAAUCAGGACGAUUGAGUAUUGUCAUUGGUGUCAUAUAAUUUAAGUCAUAAAGAUCAUCAACAAUGACAUUGCCUGGAAUUGGAGUGUUCGGUACAGGGAGCAUUGUUAGAAUAAUCAUUCCCUUCUUAAGAGAGAAAGGCUUCAGAAUUGAAGCUAUAUGGGGACGCACACUGGCAGAAGUGUCAGAGGUUGCAACUGAUCUUGAGAUACCGUUUCAUACCAGUCGAAUCGACGACGUACUCCUUAGAAAGGAUGUUGAUUUGAUAUUCAUCAUGUGCUCUCCGAGUUUGCACGCGCAGAUUGCAGUGAAAGCAUUAGGAAUAGGAAAACACGUUGUGUGCGACAAACCGGCUGGUCUAAGUCAAAGUGAAGCCCUAAAGAUGGUACGUGCUUCUCAGUAUUAUCCUUCCUUGAUCAGCAUUGUUAAUCAUAGUUUGAGAUUUUUGCCAGCAUUCGUUCAUAUGAAGAAAGCCUUGGAGGAAGGGUACUUGAACGGUCCCGUAAAUGUAAUAGAAGUUAGAGUACACAUGGGCAGUUUACUGCAUAAUGGAUAUGAUUGGUUGUGUGAUGACACGAUGGGAGGAGGAAUUUUGGCACUAGUUGGAAGUCAUGUGAUCGAUUUGAUCUUUCACUUAAUUGGCCAACGUGCCUCGAGAGUACAUGCCGUGGUGCGAACUUUCAUGCAAACUACGAAACAUAUAAACGGAAUUAGGCAUGUCACAUCACCAGAUUUUUGCAGUUUUCAAAUGGAGUUAAGCGGCGGCACGUUAGUGACAGCAACAUUGAGUAACCACUUACAGGGACAACUAUCUCAGGAAGUAUUGAUAUGUGGAGGUGGUAAUCAUCUUCUGGCACGUGGUGGAGAUUUACACGGUUGUCGUAAUGGGCAAGAAGAGAUGUUGUAUCACGAUACAGACGAUUUGCAAGAUAUAACAUUCCCGAUCGCUGACUCUAUACCAAGACCAUAUAUCAAAGGAUUAAGGAAAAUGAUUGCUGCACUAAGAGAAGCUUUUCAAUCUGUUGAAGAUAAGAAAGGUUGGAUAAAGGAACCGGUAUUCUCUGCAUCGUCAUUCGAGGAUGGUUUAUAUGUACAAGCAGUUAUUGACGCGUUGCGACAGAGUAACAAACGACGAGAAUGGGUAAAAGUUAAUAUCCUGACAGAAGAACCAGAUCCAAAUCCUUUGUUAAGUGCAGCUGUUAGAGCUACAGCUAUAUCGAUAUAGAAAUGGACAUUCGAAAAUUCCGAAAUUAAGUGAAAAUUUUGUUAUUGCAUUGACGAAAAACAGUAUAGUAACGAACAAAAUCAUAUUUAAUAUUUUAUAAAUGUAUAGUAAUUAUUUACAAGGCAGCUCAAAACAAUUUGACACAAAUAAUUGAACUAUGAACAUCGUUUAGUACAAAAACAGUGUAAAUAUGUGCAUGUGUAUGUACAAUAUGUACAAUUUUGGAAAAGUUAUAAUAUUAUUUAUAUACUUCUGUAGAGGCGUCUAACUUAUGAAUAAUAUUUAUCAAAAAGUAGAUCGU
Frieseomelitta varia is the source of this 1681-nucleotide messenger RNA. RefSeq names its product glucose-fructose oxidoreductase domain-containing protein 1. The transcript is spliced from 2 exons. The record is from RefSeq and is a predicted model, not a curated record. The coding region runs from base 220 to 1380 and encodes 386 amino acids. Gene Ontology annotation, molecular function: nucleotide binding. NCBI's taxonomy places the organism in Eukaryota, Metazoa, Arthropoda, Insecta, Hymenoptera, Apidae.